CCCGAUCGGGGAAUGAAAUCGCUUUCAUGUAGGCAAAGGGGAGCAACUGGAGACUGCUUGCUUGGGGAGUUGGGUGAUCAGCUGUCACUGGCAGCAGUUUUGCGGUACUUUCUCCUGCGCCACCGACGAGCCAUGCUGACCCCGCCCAAGGCGACUUGCGGCUCAUCUGGCGAUAAUUAGACAACAGAUAUUUGGUUGUGCACAACUCAAUCUCUCCUUAAGGAAAAGUUUUAUAAGCACUGUUUGCACCGCUCCGGCUGCUUCACCUUCCCAGCAACCCAGCCAACCCUCAGGCAUUGCAGCUCGCCCAGCCUCUUCCUCUACGAGAAUGUCUCGCUUCUCUGCCCUCGUCACCAUCGGCCUCCUGGCCACCCAGGGUGCCGGUGCUUCGGUGCACCGCCGCUGGGACAGCCUCGAACCGCUCUACAAGACAGACCCUGGCGCGCCGUCAGACUGCAGCCUGUGGUGGAACACUGACGAUGGGAUGCCCUGUGACCUUGCUCUCACCAUCGCCGGUGCGACCGAGGCAGACUUGACGAGGCUGAACCCGUGGGUGAAGUCUUGCGGGGACUGGGAGCCAACCAGGUCCUACUGCGUCAAGGGGUCCAUUUCGUCUCCGGGGACCGGCUCCGGGACCGACCCUCAACCCACGCCCGGGCCAGCACCUCAGCCUGAGCCCGUGCCAAGCCCGACGCGACCCAGCACCCCCACUGCUUCCCCAACCAAGCCGAGCAAUGGGAUAGAAACCCCUCAACCCAUCCAACCAGGCAUGGUGGACAACUGCAACAAGUUCCAGCUGGUCAAGAAGGGCCAGAACUGCAAUGAGAUUGCCCGCCAGGCUGGCAUCACCCUUGCCCAAUUCGUCCUCUGGAACCCCGAAGUUGGGGGCACCGCCUGCAGUGGGCUCUGGGCAGAUGUAAACGUGUGCGUCGGUGUCGUCGGAACCACCCCGACCACCCCCACCGGCCCAUCCAACGGCAUCGAAACGCCCAAGCCGACCCAAGAUGGCAUGGUGGACAACUGCAACAAGUUCCACCUCGCCGUCGAAGGCGACAACUGCUGGUCCGUAGCCAACAAGUACGGCAUCAGCGAAGCCCAACUGCACCAGUGGAACAAGGGCAUCGGCGGCGUCGCCUGCGCCAACAUGUGGACCGGCUACCACCAAUGCAUAGGGGUGUCUGGCGGCGGCGGCGGCUCGCAGACCCAGCCGCCCCCGGCCAGUAACACGCCGCAGCCGAUCCAGGACGGCAUGGUCGGCAACUGCAACAAGUUCCACCUGGUGGCCGCGGGUGACAACUGCUGGAACCUGGCGAGCAGGUACGGCCUGGGCGAGUCUCAGCUGCAGCAGUGGAACAAGGGCAUCGGCGGCACCGCGUGCAACACCAUGUGGACCGAAUAUCACGUUUGUGUGGGGGUUUCUGGCGACGGCGGCUCGCAGACUCAGCCGCCCCCCGCCAGCAACACGCCGCAGCCGGUGCAGGAUGGCAUGGUUGGCAACUGCAAGCGAUUCCACUUCGUCGAGGGUGGACAGAACUGCGAGGGCAUUUCGCGCACCUACGGGAUUAGUGUUGGGGAUUUUGUGAGGUGGAACCCGGCUGCCGGAUCAGACUGUCGUGGCUUAUGGGCUAGGACAUACGCCUGUGUUGGUGUUUGA
Gaeumannomyces tritici R3-111a-1 is the source of this 1654-nucleotide messenger RNA. RefSeq names its product LysM domain-containing protein. The record is from RefSeq and is a predicted model, not a curated record. Bases 329 to 1654 code for a protein of 441 amino acids. The transcript is spliced from 2 exons. NCBI's taxonomy places the organism in Eukaryota, Fungi, Ascomycota, Sordariomycetes, Magnaporthales, Magnaporthaceae.